CUUGCCUGUUACGCGCUGCUAGCGCCUGCGAAACUGCGGAUCCGCGUUGCGAGAGGGCUUGGGGCUGUUUCCUUUGAAUAACUGGGAAGGCUCUCGACGCGUAAUAGCGCUCCUGCAAAGCUGCUUCCACGGAAAGGGAGCUGCGGGAAAUUCCUCUGGACACCGCCGACGUUGACAAAUCCAGUGUCCCUGGGCCCUUCCGGUUUUCCUGACAGGUUGAUUUCAAGUCAGCAUGUCCGCUUCAAUGAACGAAUGCCUUCAACUUCAGCUGCUGGAGAUGGAAAUGCUGUUUUCUAUGUUUCCUAACCAAGGAGAAGUAAAACUUGAAGAUGUCAAUGCCCUGACGAAUAUAAAGAGAUAUUUGGAAGGCACAAGGGAGGCACUGCCACCAAAAAUCGAAUUUGUGAUUACACUCCAGAUCGAGGAGCCCAAGGUGAAAAUUGACUUGCAAGUAACCAUGCCUCACAGCUACCCCUACGCAGCACUGCAGCUAUUUGGACGGUCAUCCGAACUUGACAGACAACAGCAGCUCCUUCUCAACAAAGGUCUCACUUCUUACAUAGGGACUUUUGAUCCAGGUGAGCUGUGUGUGUGUGCAGCCAUCCAGUGGUUGCAGGACAACAGUGCCUCCUACUUCCUGAACAGGAAGCUCGUGUAUGAACCAUCUGCACAAGCAAAGCCAGUGAAGAACACAUUCCUCCGAAUGUGGAUCUACAGUCACCACAUAUAUCAGCAGGACCUACGAAAAAAGAUUUUGGAUAUCGGGAAAAGGUUAGAUGUGACAGGAUUUUGCAUGACGGGAAAGCCGGGGAUAAUCUGUGUGGAAGGCUUCAAAGAGCACUGUGAGGAAUUCUGGCACACAAUUAGGUAUCCCAACUGGAAACACAUUUCCUGUAAGCAUGCCGAGAGUAUCGAAACCGAAGGAAAUGGGGAGGACCUGCGCCUUUUCCAUUCUUUUGAAGAAUUACUUCUUGAGGCCCAUGGUGACUAUGGCUUAAGGAAUGACUAUCACAUGAAUCUGGGCCAGUUCUUAGAAUUUCUCAAAAAACACAAAAGUGAGCAUGUUUUCCAGAUAUUAUUUGGUAUCGAAAGCAAAAGUUCUGACUCCUAGGAAGCUAUUAAGAGACCUAUGCUUGUAAUCUCGCUAAGUUAGUAUUUCUGUUAGUAAGACCAAAAUAAAAGGACCAGUGGCUGUUAAGCAUCAUCUGUGGGGAAUCCAGCUCCAGCAUUUUUCCCUGGAAAUGAAACACAGAAGGCUUUUAACUUUAUAACAGUGCAAUUGUUAUGUUACCUCUAUGUUCUUGUGUUAACUGAAAGCUAUUUAAUGGUAAAUUAAUAAAAACCUGUCAGU
Messenger RNA from Orcinus orca (killer whale), 1351 nucleotides. It is a transcript of the gene RWDD2A, whose product is annotated as RWD domain containing 2A. Gene Ontology annotation, molecular function: protein binding. The transcript is spliced from 3 exons. Bases 233 to 1111 code for a protein of 292 amino acids. NCBI's taxonomy places the organism in Eukaryota, Metazoa, Chordata, Mammalia, Artiodactyla, Delphinidae. The record is from RefSeq and is a predicted model, not a curated record.